Messenger RNA from Aegilops tauschii subsp. strangulata, 534 nucleotides. RefSeq lists its product as uncharacterized. Lineage: Eukaryota; Viridiplantae; Streptophyta; Magnoliopsida; Poales; Poaceae. The record is from RefSeq and is a predicted model, not a curated record.
AUGGACGACAUCCUUGUCCACACUAGCACCUUAGAAGCGCACUGUCAACUGUUGACGCAAGUUCUCCAGUUACUUGAUAAAUAUGAGUUGAAGGCAAAGCUCUCCAAGUGCAGUUUUGCUCAACGCCGCAUCAGUUACCUCGGGCAUGUGAUCAGCGAACAAGGAGUCUCUACCGAUGACAGUAUGAUUCGGACAAUUCAGCAAUGGCCAGUGCCGCAGAACACCAAGGAGCUGCGUGGGUUCUUAGGACUCGCGGGAUACUAUCGCAAGUUCGUACGAUUCUUCGGGGUCAUCAGCAAGCCACUAACAGAACUUCUCAAGAAGAAUACCAUCUUUGCAUGGACGCCAACGGCUAAUGCGGCAUUCCGCGCUCUCAAGCAAGCUCUGAUAGCAGCUCCUGUUCUCGCUCUGCCAGACUUCCAAAAGCAGUUCGUCGUCGAGACAGGCGCGAGCAUAACGGGAAUUGGGGCCGUACUGAUGCAAGAAAACCACCCAGAAACAUGGGAUUGUCUGCAUACGAGAAAGAGUGCCUAG